Messenger RNA from Penicillium salamii, 1734 nucleotides. The record is from the annotation of a GenBank genome assembly. NCBI's taxonomy places the organism in Eukaryota, Fungi, Ascomycota, Eurotiomycetes, Eurotiales, Aspergillaceae.
AUGUUUGGCUGGGGUGCUGGACUGGCCCUUCCCUCCGCGAGCUCGGAGCCGGAGAAGGAACGAAAACCCCCCGCGGACCCGACACCACUCGAUUUCCCCGUCUAUAACCUUCCCGAUGUCGCCUCCAAUGAAGCCGACUCGCGGCUCGUGGAGAUGUCCGAUCUCCUCGCUUCCAUUCAGCGCCCGCAGGAUAUCUCCAUGGAACGAUUCAGGCCGUUGAACUUACAGAUGGAGACAGACGUGCCAGUCAGUCGAAUGAUUCCCGAGGACACUUCACAUCCUGUCGCCCCGUUGCCGUGGGAAGACACCGCAAAGCCAACGGAAGACAACCCCCGGCCCUUGAUGGGCAACGGGGCCCCGUAUCCUCCCAAGGAACGGUACGAGACCCUAGUGAAGGAGAUGAUACUUGACAACGACGACACUUUCCGCGAGGUGGCUCGACUACCACCACGGCCCGGUCGCAGUAACGUUCGGGUGACGCAGUCGAGGAAAUUCUGGAUGGGAUUAGAGCGCAUGGCUCAGUACUGGGAUACCAGCUUAGAUCAUUACUACGAGCGUCCGGCAACCCCCGAGCCCACACCCCCAUCUGAGGAGGAACAGGCAAACGAUGAGAUGCAGGUGGACGAGGAUUCCAAGAGCAAGAACGGACCGGGAGACACCAUGGAUCUCGACGAGGCACUCGCAGCUGCACCGACCGACACAGAGCCGCGGCCUGCCGUCACAAUGUACACGGGACGUCGAAUGGGAUGCGGUAGCGAGAUGCCCGACGAAACUCGUGACGAGACUAUUCGUGCUUUCGUGGAGAUGGCUGCAUGGCCGUUCGGAUGCCAGGUGACCGUCCCUACGCUGGCUCCGCGAUUGACCACCAAAAACCUCCUGUUCCCCGUUCGACAAACGUUCCAGUCGUCGCGAUCCCCACGAGACCGCCAACUGGCCCGCAGUGGCAUGCUGGAGGGCCCUGUGCUUAUCUCGCAAUGCCGACCCGAGACAUCUUUCCGCAACUCUGGAGAUACCCCAGGCACUGGACUCGGCGAAGUCUGCGAUCUGUUCCGCGAGGUGGGCGGUAUGCUGCUUGCUGCGCAAGAGCGAGCCCGUGAAGGUGCUGUAGAGCGCCAACCCGGCGAGGGCAAAUGGUGGACUACGGCACCUCGUUUCGGAGGUGCGCCUAAUGAUGGCAUCCUGGAAGAUCUCAUCAGUCAUGGGGCUGGAAUGUUCAUGAACGAAUCCAUGGAAGACGUUCGCCCAGCUCCGGAAGCGAAGCGUCGUCAAUUCGAGCAUCCCUUUUCGACCUCGCUUUCGCGCAGGCCUAGUGCCAUGCGCCGACUCACCAGCAGUGAGAAGUGGAAGAUCUUACAGCCCGGGCCAAGCUUGUGGGAUAAGCGUAUGAGUUAUAUGCAGCUAGGAAAGGUCCAUGAGAGUCCCUUUGACGAUAUUUACAUGAUCUCUUCCAUCAACCACCAUGUCUCCAUUCUCCAUCUUCGCGUCCACAGACGCUACCUUGGUAUUCUGACCGACGGCCACAGCAGUUACCCCGCGGACUCGGACGAGCAGCCGUGGCAUGUCCUGAAGCUGCAGCGGACGAGAUGGCUGGAUCUGUUUGAUGCCAAUGACCGUAUAGAAGCGCUUCAGGGUGUCUGGCAGCUUUUCCACCACCAGCUUAGACAGACGCGUCGGGAAGGCGAUGUUCCCGUUGCGAUAGAACUCCCCAUAGAGCAUCUUCCUAUAGAGACCUGA